Molecule: messenger RNA, 2169 nt
Organism: Archocentrus centrarchus (flier cichlid)
Lineage: Eukaryota; Metazoa; Chordata; Actinopteri; Cichliformes; Cichlidae
Gene: nlk2
Product: nemo-like kinase, type 2
Exons: 11
Coding region: 287-1885 (532 amino acids)
Biological process (GO): protein phosphorylation
Molecular function (GO): ATP binding; MAP kinase activity
Source: RefSeq, a predicted model, not a curated record
UGAUACGCCUUCCGUCACUAGCCCCAGGCUUCAGGGACCUCAUGUGUACCAGAUAGAAAAUUAAUUUAGGGGAAGUGGGUCAGAUCCUGGUUGGUAUUAUGGUAAAACGCCACAUCACAUAGCUUCAUUUCUGAUAGACUCCCAGUGUCUGCCAUUGGACCAUUGAAGGACGAAAUCUGUUUCUCUAUGUUUGCCAUAAGUUUGAUUCUCCGCGGGGCUGCGGUCUGGUAGCCAUUAUUCUCAUUCUGAGUAGCAGUUUGGAACAGGAGGCGGUCGGAACCACUGAAUGGCUCUUUGCGGAACAACUGCUACAAAUGUUACAAAAAUGAUGGCUGCUUACAACGGUGGCUCCUCAGCAGUAGCUGCCCAUCACCCGCAUCAUCACCACCACCAGCUCCAGCAUCUACCGCCUCCCCACAUGCAUCACCACCACCACGCGGGUCAGCACCACUUGCAACACCCGGGCUCCGCCGCCGCUGUGCACACGGUCCAGCAGCACACAGCAGCGGCUGCCGCGGCGGCGGUGAUGCUAAACCCCGGCCAGCAGCAGCCCUACUUCCCGUCUCCUGCCCCCGGUCAGGCUCCCGGGCCGGCGGCGGCCGCGGCGCCCGCCCAGGUUCAAGCCGCUGCUGUCAAAGCUCACCAUCACCACCACCAUCAGCAGCAGCAGCAGCAGCAGCAGCACACGCACCACCUACAGCAGCAGCUGGAUAUUGAGCCUGACAGGCCCAUUGGCUACGGAGCGUUUGGAGUCGUCUGGUCAGUGACAGAUCCCAGAGAUGGAAAACGAGUUGCUCUCAAAAAGAUGCCCAAUGUCUUCCAAAACCUUGUUUCUUGCAAGAGGGUAUUUCGUGAGCUGAAGAUGCUGUGCUUCUUCAAACAUGAGAAUGUGCUCUCUGCGCUGGACAUACUACAACCUCCACACAUCGACUACUUUGAAGAAAUCUAUGUGGUGACUGAACUAAUGCAAAGUGACCUCCAUAAGAUCAUUGUAUCACCGCAGCCUCUGAGCUCAGACCAUGCCAAAGUUUUUCUUUAUCAGAUUCUGCGAGGACUUAAGUACCUUCACUCUGCUGGAAUUCUGCACCGAGACAUCAAACCUGGCAACCUCCUAGUCAACAGCAACUGUGUGCUCAAGAUCUGUGAUUUUGGCCUCGCCCGAGUGGAGGAAUCAGAUGAAUCACGGCACAUGACUCAGGAAGUGGUGACACAGUAUUACCGAGCUCCAGAGAUCCUAAUGGGGAGCCGCCACUACUCCAACUCUAUUGAUAUCUGGUCUGUAGGCUGCAUCUUUGCUGAGCUGCUGGGGCGACGCAUCCUCUUCCAAGCCCAAAGUCCUAUUCAGCAGCUGGAUUUAAUCACUGACCUGUUGGGGACUCCUUCUAUGGAGGCGAUGAGGACGGCAUGUGAAGGCGCUCGUGCACAUAUUCUCAGAGGACCUCACAAACAGCCAUCCCUUCCUGUUCUAUACACACUGUCCAGCCAAGCGACCCAUGAAGCAGUGCACCUCCUCUGCAGAAUGCUGGUGUUUGAUCCGUCAAAGAGGAUUUCAGCCAAAGAUGCCCUGGCUCACCCUUACUUAGACGAGGGUCGACUUCGCUACCACACGUGCAUGUGCAAAUGCUGCUACACCACAUCCUCUGGUCGUGUGUACACCAGUGACUUUGAGCCUGUCACUAAUGCCAAGUUUGAUGAUGGCUUUGAGAAGAAUCUGAGCUCUGUAAGACAAGUCAAAGAAAUUAUCCAUCAGUUCAUUUUGGAGCAGCAAAAGGGAAGUCGAGUACCGCUCUGCAUCAACCCUCAGUCGGCUGCUUUCAAAAGCUUCAUCAGCUCCACAGUGGCUCAGCCCUCUGAAAUGCCUCCAUCUCCGCUGGUGUGGGAAUAGCUACUGUUGUGUCAUUAUGUUUUCUGACUGGCAAGCUGCUAAACUGGGAACAAGAAAGCGUCUCAGUGUCUUCUAUCAUCUGCGUAGCAUUUCACUGGAGAGCAGGACUCGCAGGUCUGCUGUGUUUGUGCUAACAUGGAACAAAUGAAGAGAGGUCUACUGAUAAUUUCUUUAUGGGGUUUAUUAGAGGGUUUAAAUUCAGCUAAACUAGAAAUGCUCUGUAGACCAAAUCAAAAAUGUUAAAACCAACUGUCUGGGCUCACACACACACUAAUAUAUAUAUA